Messenger RNA from Penaeus indicus, 1191 nucleotides. RefSeq lists its product as uncharacterized. The record is from RefSeq and is a predicted model, not a curated record. The transcript has 3 exons. The coding region runs from base 230 to 928 and encodes 232 amino acids. Lineage: Eukaryota; Metazoa; Arthropoda; Malacostraca; Decapoda; Penaeidae.
CAGUAGCAAAAGUCCCCUAAAGAAAAAAGAGAGAAAAAAAAAGAAAUAUAAAAAUCCCAGCAGGUGACCACUUCAUGCAGUCUGCCACACGCGCCAGGCGCUGUGACGUCACUCCUGUCCGAGGCGAGGCUUAAGCGGUUGUGUCCCAUGGCGGCGCGGCAGUUGCAUAGUGUCCGCAGUGAGGGACAGUUGUGUGGGGUACUCGCUCUGGACGUUGAGUUUCGUAAACAUGAGGGAACUGAACUUGAUUGAUCGAUGUGUUCUGGUGGUGAUAAUGCUGGUGUCGACGAUAACCAUGACAGCUGGUGGGUUACUCAUGCUUACAGAUGGUUACACUGAGAAGGCCCUUGUCUUUUUGGUAUGCGGAGGCACCACCAGCAUCUUCACCUGCGCCGGCAUAAUGGUCAGCGUCGUCUUCUCGAGGACGACCUCUUCCUCCAGUGACGCAGAGGCUCCCCCUCUCCCCUAUUCUGAUCCACCGCCCGAGUACCGCUUUACGUGGAGGGAGGAAUACCUGAAGAAAUCCCCGGAGAGCUUGAGGACCGCGCUGGAGGAGGGCGAGGGCGCAGCAGAAGGGCGACAAACCGAAGGGGAACGGAAGAUGGGCGCCGAGGCCACGGGUAAUAAGAGCAAGAGGAAGGACAUUCGGGAGUUCGUGUGGGCCCAGGGCGGGGAGAUCAGCGCGGUGCACUCGGGGCGCAGGAAUUCCGUCGGAGAUCAGGCUGGCACCAGUUCAGGGGACGGGCCUCGAAUCGGGAGAGCCACCACGGUCGCCACGGCAGGGAGUUACGGUGCCGCGAGGCCGCAGGGAAGGGCGGCACCCUCCAGAGCCACGAUAUCUGUUGUGCCCUUGGCGGGGGAGGAAAACGGAGGCUUGGUGAUGGAUGACGAAGGGUUGCCGACCUACGAAGAGGUGCAGAAGUGGUGAAAAGGGAGAAGUGAGAGAGAGAGAGAGAAAGAAUAAAUGAGAGAGAGAGAGAGAGAGAGAGAAAACAGUGAUGUAAAUAAAAAAAACUAGACUGAUAUAUCUGCAUUAUAAUAAUGUCUCGAUAUAUCUCUAUUCAUUCCCAUAUGUAUAAAGCGCAACCUAGUCAUAUUUUUCUAUGAUCUGUGAUUAAUAUAUCUUAGAGGUAUAUAAUAUAUUUUCUUAUAUAUUUUAUUGGAUUAUAACUGUAUAAAAAAACAAUAGAG